Messenger RNA from Porites lobata, 519 nucleotides. The record is from the annotation of a GenBank genome assembly. Lineage: Eukaryota; Metazoa; Cnidaria; Anthozoa; Scleractinia; Poritidae.
AUGAUUGACGUCUGGCAUAGGGUCAGAGAAGUUUACCAGGAAGUUGAACAAAACCCGCCUCAGGUAACAACUUACAGUCUUAAAAAAGUGUGUUGACAGUACACUCGUCCUCAAGCGGAAAAGAAGUAAAAGGACAUGUUCGAUAUAUUAAAAUCGGAAUUCUGUUGCGCCAUGAAACUGCACCAAGAAAAUCGAACUGAUUUCGCGCGCUUAAGGCACUGAUUAUGCGCGUGCGCUUAGCUAACUUAUGGGUUCCCUGUGCAAUGACGUAGAAAGGGAUUUGCAAAGAGUAAUGCUAAUUUAGUAUGACAUCAUCCAUGAAAGCUGUGUUUUCAUUCGCAGGAUGAUCUAUGUGAAUGUUUAUUGGACACCACUUCUAAUGGUAUCUACCAGGCGGUACACUGGGUAGCUGAACACUAUAAAUCAGGAACUCCUAUUACACUUCUCAACCGACCCAUUCCCAAGCUGAAGAACGCAAAAUCCUGGAAAGUCUGGAAGAAACGUUUGCUGUACUACUAA